AUUUUUUAUUUAUGAAUUUGAUUUUAUGAAAUUUGAUUCGGCAUUCAGAGUUGCCGUCCUUCAACAGUGACAGCCAGCCGGCCAGGGCUUAAAAUCUUCUGUCCAUCACCAUUCAUUCGUCUUUAAGUUUUUGAAGGCAUUUUCAAUGGCGACAAAUAUUGGAAUGAUGGACAGCGCGUACUUUGUGGGGAGGAGUGAGAUAUUGACUUGGAUUAAUGAUAGGCUUCAGCUCAAUCUCUCUCGUAUUGAAGAGGCUGCAUCUGGUGCUGUCCAAUGUCAGAUGAUUGAUUUGACGUAUCCUGGAGUUGUUCCAAUGCACAAGGUGAAUUUUGAUGCAAAAACAGAAUAUGAUAUGAUCCAAAAUUACAAGGUUCUGCAGGAAGCAUUCAACAAGUUGAAAAUCGAUAAGCAUAUUGAAGUCAACAGGCUAGUUAAAGGACGACCUUUGGACAACUUGGAGUUCCUACAAUGGCUUAAGCGUUACUGUGAUUCUGUGAAUGGCGGCAUCAUGAACGAGAAUUAUAAUCCUGUUGAUCGUAGGAUUAAGGGUGUGAAAGAUCGGAAUCCUAAGGGAUCUCAGAAGAUUCCAAAAUCUCUGCAAACAAACAAUAUGCACAACCCUGUUUCUGGUGACACAGUUGGUCUUGAUAGGGCCUCCGGCUUCAGGCAAGGGAAGACAUAUGCAGCAGCAGGUGGAACUAAUUCUUCAAGGGAGGUUCAGGCUUUGUCCGAGGAGAUUGCCGCUCUCAAGCUCUCUAUGAAUCUUCUGGAAAAGGAAAAAGAUUUUUACUAUGGAAAAUUAAGGGAUAUAGAAAUUCUCUGUCAGACUCCUGAACUGGAGAAUAUUCCAAUGUCUGUAGCUAUUAAGAAGAUACUGUAUGCUGCUGACGCGAAGGAAUCUGCACUUGCUCAAGCCGAGGAUUUCCUAUCACAGUUUACAACUGCUGAAGCUGAAGCUGGAGCUGGAGCUGGAGCUGGAGCAGAAAAUGAUGUCUGAGUGUUUUUUUUUUUCUUUUUUAACUGAAAAGGAGGCUAGGCCUGUAAAGUAAAACACUUUGCUGGGUCUUCUGGCUAGAUAGCCCAUUAAUGCCUUCCUUUGUCAUGAGAUGCUUCGGAUCCUUUUAUGUCUACCUGUAUUGUCUGAACAUUGAACCUUCUUUAUGUCUUCUAGUUGUAUUUUCUAGACAGAUAA
Molecule: messenger RNA, 1192 nt
Organism: Carya illinoinensis
Lineage: Eukaryota; Viridiplantae; Streptophyta; Magnoliopsida; Fagales; Juglandaceae
Product: microtubule-associated protein RP/EB family member 1A-like
Exons: 9
Coding region: 146-997 (283 amino acids)
Biological process (GO): regulation of microtubule polymerization or depolymerization; spindle assembly; thigmotropism
Cellular component (GO): microtubule plus-end; spindle midzone; microtubule organizing center
Molecular function (GO): microtubule plus-end binding
Source: RefSeq, a predicted model, not a curated record